Molecule: messenger RNA, 915 nt
Organism: Scutellospora calospora
Lineage: Eukaryota; Fungi; Glomeromycota; Glomeromycetes; Diversisporales; Gigasporaceae
Source: the annotation of a GenBank genome assembly
AUGGAUGUAAAUUCGAUUUGUUUUUUGCCACCACCGAAGAAAAUUCCCGAAUUUCCAACAUCCAAUUCUUCAAUCGAACAUGUUCAUAGCUUACCAUCACCACCGAUUAUUGAACCCUCAAACGAAAAAGGGGGUCCACAUCUUCCACCAUUAACAUCGAUUCUGAAAGAUACGACCAUUCCCUUACCUCCUUCGAUACAAAUCCCAAAGCCGCGGCAAGUUCUGAAUCCUGCCGCUCAUAACGCAUCGAUCACUCUUAACCAACAUAAUAAUUUGUUACAAAGCUCCACUUCGAUGGAAUCUUUAAAUAAAAAUGAAAACUAUCCUGUUUUCCAUGAGCAAGUUUCAGCUCGUAAACCAUCUACUUAUCAUGAAUCAAGUCAAGGACCGAUGAGAAGAUCUUCGUAUGAUAUUUCUCCUCUUCCUUCGAGUUCAAAUUCUUAUGGCUCACCGGCGCCAGUUGUUCCGCAACGGCAAGUAUGGCAGCCUGUCGAGCAUCGACAUCCUUAUUAUUAUCAACAACCUUUGCCACCUUCUGCUCACUCGUUACCACCACCACCGUACUUGUAUGACCAACGACAGGGGACGCGAAUUGGUCAUGGUCUUCUUGCUCUGCCGCAACAUUCUAAUUAUCCUCAAUACGGUGGUUCUUGCUUAAGUAGAGAUGAUUCAGAAUCUCCUUACAUUCAAACCACUGAGCCACCUUUUGUCAAAUUGGGAAAGGUCGUUGACCAUUGUAGCCAAAUUUCUCAAUUUGCUUCUCAGUAUCGUGAUGUGCGCCUUAACCAAGGUUCAUGGAAUUCUGUUAUGUUUCAAAUUAAUGAAACUCAAUUGACAAAUAUAAUAAAUAGAGCUUACGAUGUACUAAAUAUUCUAAAUGGGUUAAAGAAUGAAGUUACCUCGAGAAAUUCUGAU